AUGGCAUCUGGAAUUCAGGAGCGGCCACCUCUACCCGCACCGCGGCCGCGGACCCCAGCCCCGGCCGCGAGCCAGGCGGGCGCUCCCGAUACCGGCCGCCAGAGGGCGCGUCCGGAGCCGGCGCGGAGCUGGGGGAGGGAAGAGGGGAGCCGGCGGAGGAGGGUCAGCCGCGGCGGCAGGGGCGGCGGCGGCGGCGGCAGCGGCGCAGCUCCGUUCCCCGCGCGUCUCGCGUCCCCGCGUCCGGACAGGGCGCGCAGCCCCGCCGCCGGGAUGCGGCCGCUUGCCCGCCGCGGCCGCCGCCUGGCGCUGCCGGCACUGCUCUCGCUGCUCACCUGCUCCCUGGCUUUUGCUUUGGUUUCUAAAGAUGUGAAGAAGGAGGUCAAACAGUCUAAGAAUUUGGAGAAAAGUGGUAUAUCAGAGAAAAAUGACAUAGAUUUAAAAGAAAUUGCAUUUGUCAUCCAGAGUCAAAGUAAUUCUUUUCAUGCAAAGAAAGCAGAACAGUUAAAACAAAGCAUCUUAAAGCAAGCUGCAGAUCUUACACAGGAAGUCCCCAGAGUCCUCCUCCUUCACCAGCUGGCUCAGCAGGAAGGCGCGUGGACCAUACUUCCGUUGUUACCGCACUUUUCUGUAACAUAUAGCAGAAAUUCAUCAUGGAUUUUCUUCUGUGAAGAAGAGACAAGAAUACAAAUUCCACAACUCUUAGAAGCACUCAGAAGAUAUGACCCAUCAAAGGAAUGGUUUUUAGGAAAAGCAUUACAUGACGAAGAAUCCACAAUAAUUCACCAUUAUGCCUUUUCCGAAAAUCCUACAGUUUUUAAAUAUCCAGACUUUGCUGCUGGCUGGGCCCUUAGUAUUCCACUGGUAAACAAGCUUACCAAGAGAUUGAAGAGCGAGUCCCUGAAAUCCGACUUUACAAUAGAUUUAAAACAUGAGAUCGCUCUCUACAUCUGGGACAGUGGUGAUGGACCGCCCCUCACUCCUGUGCCUGAGUUUUGUACAGACGGGGUGGACUCUUCCUGUGCCACUACAUUUCAUUCUUUUCUACCGCUUUGCGGAAAUCCAGUGAAGAAGAAGGAUAUUUUUGUUGCAGUAAAGACAUGCAAGAAAUUUCAUGGUGACAGAAUCCCCAUCGUAAAGCAGACUUGGGCGGGGCAGGCAGGUCACAUCGAAUACUACAGCGAUUACGCAGACAGUUCUGUUCCGACGGUGGAUCUGGGAAUUCCUAAUACAGAGAGAGGUCACUGUGGAAAGACAUUUGCCAUUUUGGAAAGAUUUUUGAAUCACAGCUAUGACCAAAUAGCAUGGUUAGUCAUUGUGGAUGAUGACACAUUAAUAAGCAUCUCCAGGCUCCAGCACCUGCUGAGCUGUUACGAUGCCAGUGAACCCGUGUUUCUGGGAGAGCGUUACGGCUAUGGCCUGGGCACCGGCGGCUACAGCUACGUCACAGGAGGAGGAGGGAUGGUCUUCAGCAGAGAGGCAAUCAGGAGACUUCUCGCCAGCAAGUGUCGCUGCUACAGCAAUGACGCUCCAGAUGAUAUGGUCCUGGGGAUGUGCUUUAGUGGGUUAGGAGUCCCUGUGACACACAGCCCUCUCUUCCAUCAGGCUCGGCCUGUGGAUUACCCUAAGGACUACCUGUCUCACCAAGUUCCCAUAUCGUUCCACAAGCACUGGAACAUCGAUCCCGUGAAGGUCUAUUUCACAUGGUUGGCACCCAGUGAGGAAGACAGAGCCAGGCAGGAGACACGAAAAGGCUUUAAAGAAGAGUUAUAAAGCAUGGUGGCCUGUGGGCAUAGGCAGGACACAGCAGCAGAGACUGGCAUUGUCCUGCUGUGCUGGAUCACACUGCUUACGUGCGACAUGCAGCAUCGGAAGCUUCCUGACUUUAGGUGGACGUUAUUAUACGGUAAUUUUUGAGUUGAGGGUGGGGAAGGAGCCAUAGGGAAAACAGAGAUUUUUGUUUUCUGGGAAAGAUCACUUGCUUUAGCAUUAUGCAGUUAUUGUAAUACACAAUGAUUACUGUGUAUUUUUCAAGCUGUGAAACAGCAGCUUUAUUUCUGUCAUGGAAAAAUAAAUGGUACCAGAAUUUUC
Molecule: messenger RNA, 2088 nt
Organism: Mesoplodon densirostris (Blainville's beaked whale)
Lineage: Eukaryota; Metazoa; Chordata; Mammalia; Artiodactyla; Ziphiidae
Gene: B3GLCT
Product: beta 3-glucosyltransferase
Exons: 16
Coding region: 1-1770 (589 amino acids)
Cellular component (GO): membrane
Molecular function (GO): acetylglucosaminyltransferase activity
Source: RefSeq, a predicted model, not a curated record